Scophthalmus maximus (turbot) is the source of this 1878-nucleotide messenger RNA. RefSeq names its product homeodomain-interacting protein kinase 3-like. The record is from RefSeq and is a predicted model, not a curated record. Gene Ontology annotation, cellular component: PML body; cytoplasm; nucleus. Gene Ontology annotation, molecular function: SMAD binding; ATP binding; protein tyrosine kinase activity. Gene Ontology annotation, biological process: peptidyl-threonine phosphorylation; positive regulation of transcription by RNA polymerase II; intrinsic apoptotic signaling pathway in response to DNA damage by p53 class mediator. The coding region runs from base 150 to 1544 and encodes 464 amino acids. NCBI's taxonomy places the organism in Eukaryota, Metazoa, Chordata, Actinopteri, Pleuronectiformes, Scophthalmidae. The transcript has 9 exons.
CACACACACACAACACAGAAACAAACCGUCACGUGACUGUCCCUCAUUAUUUCAGUUUAAAACAAAACAUUAGAAUGUUGCAAAAGAUCACAGCCUCAUGAUGUCAUCUAGAAUUCUACAGAUUCAUUUGAGUAGCAGUCAACUGAAGAAUGGCAGACCGUUUAACAGCAGAUAAACAAGAAACAAGGGAGAUAGAGGAAAUAGAGGUCGAAAAUGGCGACCUUCUGAACAUCAGCUCGAGUUGCUACCUGAUCUUGGACUUCAUGGGUGAAGGACAAUUUGGCGAAGUUGCCCUGUGUAUGAAUUUGAUCACGGCACAGGACAUGGCCCUCAAGAUUUUCAAAACUGAGGAGGGCUUUAACACGAAAAGAGAGAUCAACAUGCUGGACGUCCUGAGCGCUCUCGACCCAGUGAAGACGAACGUCGUGCAUUACUUUGAGCAGUUCACGCACAAAGGACAUACCUGUCUAGCGUUUGAGAAGCUAGACCGGAAUCUUAUCCAGUUAUUCGCAGACAGACAGUAUCAGCCACUGUCUGUCGGUGAGAUACGCCCGAUAGCACACCAGUUGCUGAAAGCCAUAGAUGCUCUGAGGGGACUUGGAGUAAUCCACUGUGACCUGAAGCCAGACAAUAUCAUGCUGGUCAACCAUGAGGACCAGCCCUUCAGAGUCAAACUUAUAGAUUUUGGCUUGUCACGUAUGACCUCGGAAAUGGGACGUGGGAUGACCAUGCAGACUCUGGGUUAUAGGGCACCUGAAAUCAUCCUGGGCCUCCCCAUCUCCACGGCAAUUGACAUUUGGGCUCUCGGCUGUGUUCUCGCAUUCCUGUUCAUCAGCGAACACAUGUUUGGGAUAUGCUGCGAGUAUCAGAUGGUGAGGAGCAUAGUCGAUGUACUGGGCCAACCUGAUUACGACCUCCUCAGUGAGGGAUAUUUCACCAGGACUUUCUUUAAGGAGAACCGGCACUGGGACCACCCUAAAUGGUUACUGAAGACCCCGUUGGAAUACCAGCAGGAAACUGGAAAAGUCCCAGAACCAAUUUGGAAAGUCUGUCCCCUGGAUAAGCUGGUUACAAUCUACCCAAUGGUGCAGGAGUACAUUGAGAUGGCCGACCGCAUCACAUUUGUCAGCCUCCUUAAAGGUCUGCUGCAAAUGGACCCUGAGCGGAGGAGCACUCCUACCGGUGCCUUGGCGCACCCUUUUCUCUCCAUGGUCCACCUGGAAAAGGAAAGAAGACCCAGCUCGUAUGUGUACACGUCAUUUAAAACAAUGACGGACUGCCAGAUGGAUGACUCAGAGGGCAAUAACAUCACACGUCCAAAUAGCAAAGACUCUGCAGCUCCCGUCUUCAAUGACAUCACAAGCCUGCCUGAUUCAGUUGAAAUAGUCUCAGUUGGAGAGGUAGCGGUCUGCAGGACAGAUGACUCUCGGGAAAGACAACGUGACGACGAGGCUGAGGAGAAGCUCCAAGUUGAGGGUCUUCCAGCCAUCCUUUCCAGUCUCGGCCUCGGCUUGCACCAAUGGAGACUGUACAAACCUGCCUGAUGGAGCAGCAUCUGUUGGAGCUGAAGGUGGCGCAGCUGAAGGGGAACCAGCUGUAUGCCGAGAUGCAGCCAGAAGUGAUCCGGCCGCGGAGACGUCGACUCCUGAUGGGUCAGCUGAUGUAUGUGCACCUGUCAAAGGAAAGAGCCGCCUGAGGAGGAUCCGCAAGUUCUUCGGCAGGGCGAUGAGGACUGUUUUCAGACUGAAAAAGUAAAUGUACAUGAAAAAACAGUAAUCAAAAUAAACAUUAAUAAUCCGUUUAAUCCAUUCCUGUGUGUCUUUUGGAGAUUAACUAUUAUGUCUGAUAAAUUUGUGUAUUCCUCAAUAAAAAAAGUAA